GAAAGAAAACAUCAGAACAUGUGCGUUAGCCGGCGCGAGUAUUUUCAGUGUUUCUUCUGUCUGACUUGACCAAGAAUAACCCGUGAAAUUUAUAAAAGUUUAAGAAUAUGUUAAAGGAUACCGAAGAUUUUAAUUAAAAAUUCCAUCACAGUUAUUAAAAAAACUUUGAUGAAUUAUAUUUGAAACGAAUAUUUGAAUUAUUCGUUUGAACUGCUAAAUGAGAUUUUUGUUUAAGUUUAUUAAUUUGGUUAUUUUCAUGUACAGUUGUUAAACUGUUCAUAAAAUGAAUAGCAUAAAUAUUAUACAAAAUCAUCAAGUUUCAUUUUUUCUCCAAUUCUUUUGACAAUGAACUUCAUUCGACGGCGAAUAUGGAGAUCAUGAAAAAUUGAAUUUCCGGGACUUUUUUCUGUUGUGCCAUAAAGUAUUGAAAGUGACACUCGAUAGUUGACAAAAUAACUUUCCAAACCAAACUAUGACUACUUCAGCCAAAUCGAUGUCUGCGAAAAAAUCGCCCAUUUAUUACGUGAUAAUUAACUUUCGGCACGAAAAACUUUAUUCGCAUUACUAUAAAGGUACUGAUGUCGAUGGAAGUGUUGGAAGAUCAAGUUUUCUGCCUUCACAAAGAAGAGUAGUCCUCAUACGGGCCAAAUUAUAUUCAAAACAUUGCCUGCCUACCAAAGUAAAACGGUCCGACAGUGGAAUCGCAUGGCGGCGCAAAAACAGUUCGAAAUCGAAACAUCCCCAGAGGAAAUCCUCGACACCACCUUCGACUCGGCCUACGCUGUUACUGCCUCCCAUGAGGUGUACUGCUGGAGGUCUACGAGUGGAAGAAAACUGCACCAUUGCCCCUGUUGUGACUACUCGCGUGCAGCAUGGUGAACAUGGUCGUCAGCCACUGGAUAGUUUUAAUACGCAGCCUCUUCCAGAGCCAUCAGCACCAAGCCCAGGUCACCUGUUUUAUAAUAGCGAAGAUCACAGCGAUAUUACUUUCAUUGUGGGCCAAGAAGAGUGGCGAUUUCCAGCUCAUUCAUUUAUAUUAGAAAAAACACAACUAACCUUCCUUUCUUUGCUGAGAGCAGCAAGCACUGAAGAACAGUAUGAAGAGAUCAGGUCCCGCUUCUCGCGCAACGAAAAUAUGGAUCCUAACUUAGUUCCUCCAGUGAUUUUAAAGCUUCCUGAUUUGCAGCCAGAUGUUUUUGAGCAAAUUCUAAGAUAUAUUUACACGAAUCAAGUGUCCUUCUCGACAGUGGAUUCUACUUUACGUCUGUUACAUCCAAGUCAAGUAUAUCAUCUUCCACAACUUACUUCUCACUGCCUCAGUCACAUUUCAAAAAAUGUUAACCCAUCAAAUGUUCUUAUGGUGCUUAGUCAUCUUCUUUGUCCAGAAGUCCAUCAUCCUUCCAUCAGUUUCUCACCGAUUACAACACUGAACGAUAACUCAUCAAAUGAAGAGAACCACGAGAACGAUAAUGAAAGAAACGAACUCGUUUUCAAAUGCUUCCUUAUAGUAGACCGUCAUGCUGAUGAAGUGUUGCAAAGCGAACAGUUUGAGACUCUUGAACAUGAACUCAUGGUUGAAAUAGUGAAAAGAGAUACGCUGGAAGUUAGCUCUGAAGCUAUUGUGUUCGAUUCAGUUAUGAGAUGGGCUUGUAGAGCAUGCAAAAAACAAAGAAAAGAAUUAACUUCAGAUAACAAGUGCUCAGUAUUGGGGAAAGCUCUUUUUCUAGUCAGAUAUCUCGUAAUGACACCAGAAGAAUUCCUUCGAGGACCUGUUAGUCAAGGUGUCCUGAGCAAAGAAGAUAAAGAAUUAUUUCUAUCCCGGUUAACAACCCAUAAUUCCUCCCCACAAACUUCACUUCCAGAUCGCUGGAGCACAUGGAAGAUAGCAGUAAAACGACAAAAUUAUCACAGUCUUCUUCCAGUAACAUCUCCUCACUCUGAAUUGCCGUCCAGCAAUACAGACAUGUCUGUGUCACCAUCCAAUUCAAUCCAACCAGUGAACUCGAACGUUAAGAGAAAUGACAGAAAGAAAAAAUCAAUGUCCAAAAAGCUGCUCAAUGGAAUGGGUGAUUUGGUUAUCUGUGUUAUCCAACUGCUUGAUUAAAAUUGAUACUCCAUUUCCAAAAUAACUUAGUAUCAUUAACUAGACACUCUGUAUUAGACAGUAAUCCAGAAUAAACUUUCAGGUAAUAUUUUUAUAAUGUGAUAUAUGUUUAAGAACUUAAUGCAUCAGAGCAUACAUUUUUGUAAGAUUUAAAUUCUUACUCAAGGUACUGUACUUCAUGUUUAUCUGCCAUUAUGAAAUGUUCUUAAAGUGCUGAUAAUAGACUUAAUGAUCAAGAAUGUCUAUUCUAGACAACGUUCAUGUUUUCUUAUGAUAUUUUGAUUCUGUUAAGUCCACCAGGUAGAACAAAUUGCUUAAUUUUGUCCUAUUAGUUAUGUUACCAUUAAAUUCUUUAACAUUUUGUUACUUUGAAUAAUGUUUGCAUGCUCGCUGCAUUAAGUAUUAUGCUUUUGUAUUUCAUUUUAUUGUAAAUAUGAUUUAUGUGUGAAGAUUUAGAAUCCUCCUUUAUUAGCCAUAUAUUACUGUUAUGCUAACUGUUUAUUGUUUAGAAUGUUUAUAUUGUUUUUAGGAAAAGAGCUGAAAAUUUGGCUUUGUUGUAAUGUUAAAACUAAUCCAGGUGAUUCUUUCUAUUAGCAAAUAUUCAAAACCACUUUGUUAAAAAUUCACUGUAAAGUUCUUUAGUAUCUGCUUACAUUUAUUUCCUUUGGCAAAAGUUUUAAAACGUAUUUGGUAUAGCCUAAAUUAUAUUAAAGAAAUCUUUUUUAUAAAAAGGAUAGAAAAUACAUAAAAAUCAAAAACAAUCUGUGAACAAUUUAAAGACACCAAAAAUAAAUUAACAUUUAAUCAUUAUAUAUUUGUAUGAAUUAAAAAUGUAAACACAUAUACAACUUUUGCAUCAUAAAAAUAUUUUAAACUUCUUUUUCAACAUCCUCAAUUCUUAAAAAAUGAGUACUGUUUUAAGAUAUAUCCAUAAAUAAGUGAAAAUUUAUUUACAAAAUAUGGUAUUCUUAAAUGCAUUUCCUACUUUAUUUAUAAUCUGAAUGGCAACAGAAAUUUCUUCAUUAACAAUAUAUUUAAAAACAAUUAUACUAUGUCAGUAGAGUCUAAACUAUCUUGGUUUUUGUAUCAUAUAAAAUUAUUUGAAUUACAUACACAAACUUUGAAAUUAUUCAUACAUAAACAUAUACAAUUCUGUUUCUAUCACCCAUAAAUGUUUGUAUACUAUUUUAUGAUAAUGUGAGCAUUAGUCUAAUCUCACACUGAGCGUAUAAUGCAGGAAUUAAUAUUAAGACUGAACAUUUUCUCUCUCUAUCAGAAAAAUAAGCUUAACAAUAAACUUUCAACAAGCAGUUGCUUACAGGCAAUCUGAGCAUUUAUUUCGUAUAUAACAUAUUAAUAUGUCAGCAUGUACAGCAUUAGAAACUGUGCAGACUAUACACCUUUCAGAAGUUGUAAAGUAUUUAGAUAAAAUACUGUCUCACCAAGGAUACUGAAAAAACUUCUCCCAGUUAAAUUGCAGUCUAUCGUGAAAAUUGAAGCAUUUUAUUUUUUUCAAAACGUCAAAAGUCUCUAUGUUUAACAAAUUUAUAACCAAUUAAAAUCUUGUUCAUACUGAUACAAAUAUAAGAUUCCUCAAUCUGCCUUUCAAUACAAAUUACAUUGUCAGCAAUAUUAUAGUACUUUUUCUAUGAAAGAUUAAGAAUUUCUCUCUUCCUUUGAAUUUAAUAAUAUAUAGCUAUAGAUUAGUUUUUCUAUGAAUAAAUAAUUUUUAAAUGUUUAUGUUUCUAUCAUUUUCAAAAUUCUCAUGAAGACUUCUGAGUUCUAUGAGAUAAUAUAGAUUCUACGACUAAAUUACAACAGUUUCAUGUUUGAUAAAUCUAGUCCAACUUGUUUUGAUUUUAAUUGAAUUUCUCUUAUUAAUGCUCAAGUAUUAUUACAAGAAUAAUAAAACAUACUGUAGUACUUUUUCAUGUACUUCUGCUGUUAUAAUGGUAUUGUUAUGGAUUUGUAAUACUUUAAAAUUGUAACAGCUUUUUUGCAUACAUCAUAAUAAAAUGUUUCGUGUAAUAAAAACACAA
Molecule: messenger RNA, 4143 nt
Organism: Stegodyphus dumicola
Lineage: Eukaryota; Metazoa; Arthropoda; Arachnida; Araneae; Eresidae
Product: BTB/POZ domain-containing protein 2-like
Biological process (GO): neurogenesis
Cellular component (GO): cytosol
Molecular function (GO): protein binding
Source: RefSeq, a predicted model, not a curated record